Nelumbo nucifera (sacred lotus) is the source of this 3504-nucleotide messenger RNA. RefSeq names its product sequence-specific DNA binding transcription factor ATNDX. Gene Ontology annotation, biological process: flower development. NCBI's taxonomy places the organism in Eukaryota, Viridiplantae, Streptophyta, Magnoliopsida, Proteales, Nelumbonaceae. Gene Ontology annotation, molecular function: single-stranded DNA binding. The record is from RefSeq and is a predicted model, not a curated record.
UCUAAAAUGUUCAAAUCGGAUUCCAAAGAUGAGGCAUGCUAAGGAAGAACAAGCAUGCAACAGUGAACAAGCCAUUGACCUAAAUUCAGCAGUUGAAGAGUUAAAUGGACUUAGCUCUCAGGAGCUUAGUAAGCUGUUGAGGGACUCUGAAAAUUUUACUCUGCAUCGUCAUACUGAAAAAGGAUUAUUGGUUCAGAUUGAUAUGGAAAAACUUGCUUCAUCUCUCCCUAUGCACCUUCUUGCGGUUCUUCUUUCACGUGAUCGAGGAGAUAUCUACUUGAGAUACAUGUUACAAGGUUUGCGGCUUUUACAUUCCUUGUGUGACCUUGCUAGGCAGACCAGACUUGAACAGAUUUUGCUUGAUGACGUAAAAAUAAUGGAGCAGAUACUGGAUCUGGUAUUUUAUAUGCUUAUUGUUCUGGGUUCUUAUGGAAAGGAGCAUGCUACAAGUUUUGUACCUCUUUUGCAUUCAGCAUUGGUGGCUUGCAGUCUUCAUCUAUUGACUGGAUCAAUUUCGUCACAGUGGCAAGAUGUUGUUCAUGUUCUUCUUGCACACCCCAAGGUUGAUGUAUUCAUGGAUGUAGCUUUUCAUGCUGUUCGGGUAGACAUUAGGUUUCUCCAGAUCAAACUGUCAGCAAUAGAUCUUCAUACUUUGUGCAGGAAAUCCAGUCCUCUUCCUAGUGAACAAACAAUGAAAAACCUCUGCCAUCAAUGCGAGGCUUCUUUGCAGUUUAUUCAGUCCAUGUGUCAACAAAAAAUGUUUAGGGAGCGUCUACUUAAGCAUAAGGAACUAUGCAAAAAUGGUGGUAUUCUUUCACUAGCACAGGCAGUCUUAAAGUUAGAUAUUCCUCCACAUCUUCAAGAGUCCUCUACGGUUGUGGCUGCUGUGUCUAGGAUGAAGUCUAAAGUCUUGUCCAUUUUGGUGCAGCUCUGUGAAACAGAAAGUAUUUCUUACUUGGACGAGGUAGCAAGCUCUCCGAGGAGCAUGCAAUUGGCAAAGUCUGUUGCGUUAGAGGUUCUUGAGUUAUUGAAAACUGUAUUUGGAAGAGAACCCAAACAACUUGGUGAUUGCUUAGACAACAGUUAUCCAAGGGGUCUUGUGCUUCUAAACUCAAUGCGAUUAACCGAUAUCUUCUCUGAUGAUUCAAAUUUUCGAUCUUUCAUUACACUUAACAUUACACAAGUAUUGGUUGAAAUUUUUUCACUGCCUCCUGAAGAGUUUUGUUCUAGUUGGUGCUCUACUGAUCUUCCAUUGACAGAGGAAGAUGCUGCUCUUGAGUAUGAUCCAUUUGUGGCAGCUGGAGCUAUUCUGGCUUUACCAUCUACUACUUUUGGAACUUCUCUUUUGGCAUCUGAUCCAUCCAACGAGGCAAUUAAAGAAUGCCCCUUCAUUCUCAACAACAUACCUCAGGCUUCCUAUGCACAACAGAGAACAUCAUUCUUGGUCAAAAUAAUUGCAAAUCUCCAUUGUUUUGUUCCCAAUAUCUGUGAAGAGCAAGAAAGGAACCUAUUCUUUAACAAAUUUCUCGAGUGCUUGCAAACGGAGCUACCUAAAACAUUGCCUGGUUUCUCGUUAACACAUGACACCCAGAAAGCUGCUACAGUUUGUGAGAACUUGUGUUCCUUGUUGGCUCAUGCAAAAUCCUUAAUUCCUAAUUUAUUGAAUGAAGAGGAUGUUCAACUGUUGAGUUUCUUUUAUAAGCAACUACAGUCUCUGAUUACUUCUGCACAAGUAGAAGCUAAACCAGUUCAGGGGCAAGUCCAGGAAAAUAAAUUUGGGGAUUUGCUGCACAAGUUUUCUAACUAUAGGUUAAAUGAGCACCAUCAGGAGGUUCAAGGCAUAGGGGCAGCAAGAAAAUUAGAUCCAAAGAUCCGGGAAGUAGCUCCAGACUUGAAUGAUAAAAGUGGAAGCCACAAAGAUGACAUCUCUGAUAAUUCAACUUUUGAAGACCUGUACAAGUUUGGUAUGACUGGCAAAGGCACAGAUCCACCUGAUGAUGUAAUGGACCCAGAUGGAAGGAGGAAAGACAAAAAUGGAAUUGGUAAGAGUGCAUCUGAAUCUUUCAGAGAGACUGACAAAGAUCUUCGGACUGUUGAACCAAGUAGCUCUGAUGGGAAAAAUUCCUUUGAUCAAAUGAUGGACAAUGAUGACUUCCCAAAAUUGGCCGAGCAUGCUAAAGAAAGUGCAUUUAUGGGAUCCCAGGAUAAUGAAAAGACUGAAACCAUGCAGUUUGAAGAAAAGCAAAGGAGAAAAAGGAAGAGAAACAUCAUGAAUGAUACACAGAUUACCUUAAUUGAGCGGGCCCUUUUGGAUGAGCCUGAAAUGCAACGCAAUGCCACCUUGUUACAGUCAUGGGCUGAUAAAUUAAGUGUUCAUGGGUCUGAGCUUACAUCGUCCCAGCUUAAAAAUUGGCUGAACAACAGAAAAGCCCGGCUAGCCCGUGCAGCCAGGGAAGCUCGUGCACCAUCUGAAGGAGAUAAUACUUUUCCAGACAAGCAAGGUGGUUCAGGUCAGGCUCAAUUUUAUGACUCACCUGAGAGUCCCAGUGAAGACUUUUAUGUUCCACCAUCAACCACGAGAGCGGGGAGUAACCAGAGCACGCCGAAAUUUGGAGGUGUCACGCUGAGAACAGGAAGUGGUGAAGCUUCGGAGAUGACCCCAACAGAUUUUGUUGAUUUUGCUGCCAAACAGAGUAUGCAAAUGGAUUGUUCAUCAUUGGGAUACGCCCAGUAUGAGCCAGGCCAAUACGUGUCACUGAUUGAUGGAGAAGGUAAGGAGGUUGGCAGGGGAAAUGUGUAUCAGGUGGAAGGUAGGUGGCAUGGCAAAAGCUUAGCGGAAGCAGGAACAUGUAUAGUUGAUGUUCAUGAACUCAAGGUUGAGAGAGGGACGAGGCUUCAACACCCAGUGGAAGCUGCAGGUACCACAUUCGAUGAAGCUGAAUCCAAGAACGGGGUGAUGAGAGUGGCAUGGGAUGUAAACAAGAUCCUGCCGUUGCGCAAGUAAAUUGAUACAUUACAGCAAUGUCUUGAAACCAGAAGGACUUGGAGAAGUCUUGAGCAAUCCCAGAGGCAGCUUCAUACUGCUCCAAGCUUUGGUUGAGCAGUUUAAUUAUCUGCAACCUGUACUUGGGAGACUGCUCCUACCAUUUGUACGCAAAUUACUGCGUCCGUUGUCACAUUUUGGGGGUGGUUCAAGUUUUUUGUAUUAUUUGAUAGUGGCAUAAGCAGAGAAGAUCUCUUAUUAUUUUUUGGGUUAUUUAUGUUCAUCCCUUCUCCCCUUUUCUUAUUAUCAGUUAGAAGUGGCCUUUGGCCAUUGAUUCGCUCUGACCACCGUUGUGGGGUGCCAUGUUUUAACAUUUUUAGUUGAUUUAGGUCUGAUUUUAUUUUCAUUUUUCAAAUAUGGUUGUUGGGUUGUGUUAACAUUGAUCCCAGAGGUGGCUCGCAAUUGAAGUUCAUCCUAGGGAUAUUUUCCUAAAAGAUUUCAAUUUCUUGUAGCCAUCUUCA